GUUGGAGUAGGUUAAUACUUCUAUUAGAAUAAAGAAAGUUAAUUGAGUCUUACUCUUCCACAUACAAACAUAACAAAGUGGACGGUACUAAAGUUAAACCAUUACAAUAAUCAUUUCUUUCAUCUCCCUAAUAUCGCCUUGAUUACCCAAAAAAAGACCCAUUUUCACAUGACGCCUACAAACUUCAUUAAAAAUGAUACCCAAUAACCCAAACACCCAUCUUCCUCUCACAAUCAUUACCUUCAUCUUCUUAUUACGACUGCCCUCAUCAAAUUCCAAUGACUCAAAAUACACAGCAUGCUCAACCAACUUAUAUUCAUGCGGUCGGGUCCGAAACAUCGGAUACCCAUUUUGGGGUGGAAAUAGACCCGUAUACUGCGGGAUCUCAGACUUCAAACUAAAUUGUAUGCACGGUGAUGAGUAUCCAAGUAUGAUCGUUUACAAAAACGGAUACUUAGGAUUAAGUGUAGUAAACAUCAAUACAUCAUCUCAUACCAUUCUGGUAUCAAGAAAAAAGUUGUUGGAAACCUGUUAUGUACAAGAUACAAGCAAAAUCAAUUUACUUGCGAAAGUAAAACCAGAUAGUAAUUAUAAAACAAUUACAUUAUUUUAUGGUUGUAAUAAUACAUGUGUUUUGGAAUAUGAAUUUAAGAAUUUUAGCUGCUCAAAUUCGGAUGAUCAUACAACUGGGUAUGUUUAUUAUUUUGAGAAUUUAGGGGAUGGUAGAAGAAUAGGGGAGAUUUGUGGGUGCAGUAAUAGUAUUGUGGUUCCGGUGGAUAAGAGGGGGUUUGAGGAGCUUAAAAAUGUGAAUGUGUCGUUGUGGAGUGUACUGACAAAUUGGCCGGUGGAGUUGAAGUAUUUGUUGAAUUUUACGGGUUGUUCUGAGUGUGAGGAGUCUGGUGGAAGUUGUGGAUCUUCUGUUGAUGAUCCGUUGUCGAGUCCGUUUAUGUGCUAUUGCCCAGAUGGCCCGAUGCCUUUCGUGUGUUUACAAUCAGAUGGUCGAAGAAAAUCUUUCAUCCUUGGAUUAGUUGUGGCUGCUUUAGUGCUGGGAACAAUGAUUUUAGUUGGUGUUGGCAUCCUUGUAAAUAGAAGACGUACAACCAACAAUUUUUCAUUCAUAUGUAGUAAAAGAACAGAAGGGGAACAAAAUAUAACAGAGUUUCUUAAGAACUAUGGAUCCCUUACACCAAAAAGAUACACUUAUGCGGAUAUAAGAAAAAUGACGAAUUCCUUCAAAGAUAAACUCGGGGAAGGAGGUUAUGGUAGUGUUUACAAAGGCAAACUAUUCGAUGGUCGUUUCGUUGCAGUGAAGAAAUUAAAAAUCCUCAAGGGUGAUGGCAAAGAAUUCAUCAAUGAAGUAUUAAGUAUAAGCAAAACUAGCCAUGUAAAUAUUGUGACUCUAUUAGGGUUUUGUUUUGAAGGAGAUAAACAAGCUCUUGUUUUCGAGUUUUUACCUAAUGGAUCGCUUGAGAAGUUUAUAUUCGGUAAAGAUGAGAGGCAAUCACUUGAAUGGGAAACUAUGUUCGACAUUGCAGUUGGUAUUGCACGAGGAUUGGACUACCUACAUAGAGGUUGUACAACGAAAAUAUUGCACUUUGACAUAAAGCCGCACAAUAUACUUCUUGAUGAAGAGUUUCGUCCAAAGAUAUCCGACUUCGGUCUUGCUAGAUUAUGUCCUCCGAAGAAUAGUAUGGUGUCAAUGUCGGAAGCAAGAGGAACAAUUGGGUAUAUUGCUCCAGAAGUGUUUAGUAGAAGUUUUGGAAACAUUUCGCACAAGUCAGAUGUUUAUAGUUACGGAAUGAUGCUCUUAGACUUGGCAUGCGGUAAGAAAAGAAAAAUCUUUGAUGCUCAAAGUAAUAGUGAAGUGUAUUUUCCUGAAUGGGUAUAUAAUCAACUUGAGCCUAUAGAUGAAAUUGCAACACAUGGGAUUAUUGAAGAUUCUAAAAAAGAAUUAGAGAGAAAGAUGAUUUUAGUGAGCUUAUGGUGCAUACAAACGUACCCUUCGAAGCGACCACCUAUGAACAAAGUCGUAGAAAUGUUAGAAGGUUCGAUUGAGUCGAUACAAAUGCCCCCAAAGCCACACAUAGCUUCACCUACCCGAUCAGUGUUUGAUACCUCACCUUUGAACACCUUGUAAGAUAAUCAAGCUUUUUGUUUUGAUCGUUUUUGUCAAACUUAAGGCCAUUUUUGGUCCAUCAUAUGAAUUUUGAGAACCAUGUUAAUUAUGUUGUUGAACUAGCGACUUAAAAGUUCAUAUGUAAAUUAUUAUUGGUAUUAAUCAUGAACAUAUGAUCUUGCCAAGCACACUACACCCCCUUGUUAACUAAAACUAGUGAAUAUUUUGUUUUGG
Amaranthus tricolor (Joseph's coat) is the source of this 2350-nucleotide messenger RNA. RefSeq names its product LEAF RUST 10 DISEASE-RESISTANCE LOCUS RECEPTOR-LIKE PROTEIN KINASE-like 2.3. The coding region runs from base 194 to 2137 and encodes 647 amino acids. Lineage: Eukaryota; Viridiplantae; Streptophyta; Magnoliopsida; Caryophyllales; Amaranthaceae. Gene Ontology annotation, molecular function: polysaccharide binding; ATP binding; protein kinase activity. The record is from RefSeq and is a predicted model, not a curated record. The transcript has 3 exons. Gene Ontology annotation, biological process: protein phosphorylation.